Nannizzia gypsea CBS 118893 is the source of this 3048-nucleotide messenger RNA. RefSeq names its product cell division control protein 54. Bases 1 to 3048 code for a protein of 1015 amino acids. The transcript is spliced from 5 exons. Gene Ontology annotation, cellular component: MCM complex; nucleus. Gene Ontology annotation, molecular function: ATP binding; single-stranded DNA helicase activity; single-stranded DNA binding. Gene Ontology annotation, biological process: DNA replication; double-strand break repair via break-induced replication; DNA strand elongation involved in DNA replication. The record is from RefSeq and is a predicted model, not a curated record. Lineage: Eukaryota; Fungi; Ascomycota; Eurotiomycetes; Onygenales; Arthrodermataceae.
AUGUCUACGCCUUCGUCGUCACGCCGCCGUGGACGUCCAUCACGGGCGUCUGCUAACUCUACUCCCUCCAGGGGCACUGCGCAACCGCAGGUGGUUAUCUCCAGCCCCGCCCCUUCUCGCCAGUCUCAGAACAACCUAGACCAGACUACAACGCCUCGAACAAGGAGAAUAGUUGACAAUGGAGUCCCUUCUUCGUCGCCAAUCUUUUUUCAGUCAUCGCCAGCGGGCCCGGGGGCCGCUGCCAAUGCGCUGCCAGAUCGAAGCUCACCGAUGCCCUCGUCUCCUUUAGGUGAUCGUGAGACAACUCCACGGCCUACUCGCCCGUUAGUUGAAGACUCUUCGCCCAUAAGAUAUAUGCCUAGUUCUAGUCCAGGACGUCCAGCGAACAGCCAAACCCGGCGGAAUGAUAUACCUACCAGUAGCAGUGGCUUGUUCCUUCGUUCUCCCAACCCUAAUGGUAUUUCCACUCGAAGAGGCGAUAUCCAUUCGGAUGCCUUCUCCACCGCUGGUUCUGGACGCAGGACGCUCUUUGUGGAUGAGAGUGGUAUGCCAGUCCGUAACGGCGAGCCGCCAUCUGAUGCUACGUUCUCCAAUCUCAACCCCGAUACAUCCGAGGCGGAGGCUCUAGGAGGUAACUCUACACGAAUAAUAUGGGGUACCAAUAUCUCUAUCCAAGAUGCAAUGGCAUCGUUCAAAAACUUUCUCUACAAUUUUGCCAGGAAACAUCGUAUGGCCUAUGACGGUGCUUCUGAAGCCGAGAUCCAUGCAUUGGGCCCGUCCGCUGAUGAGAAAGAAUACAUCAAGAUGUUGAACGAAAUGCGACAGCUUGGUGUGACUGGUCUCAACCUUGAUAUCCGAAACCUAAAAGCUUUUCCACCUACCGUCAAACUCUGGCAUCAAGUUCAAGCUUACCCUCAGGAAAUUAUCCCAAUCAUGGAUCAGUGUACCAAGGAUGUCAUGAUUGGGCUAGCUGAGAAGGAGGUAGAGCUAGCUCGACAAAGCAGCCAGCGAAGGCCGGGGCCAGCUACAAGAGACGUUAGCUCUGCUCCUGCGUUUCCCACCUCAGACGCUGAUGCAACCGUUGAUACCCCCGCUCAGCAGGAUACAUCUAAUAUUCUCGCGGACGUUGAAAGUAGGACAUAUAAAGUCCUUCCAUUCGGCAUGGACAAGUCUAUAAACAUGAGAGAUUUGGAUCCAGGCGACCUUGACAAACUUAUAAGUGUUAAGGGUCUCGUCAUUCGAGCAACGCCCAUCAUCCCUGAUAUGAAAGAAGCAUUUUUCCGAUGCGAUGUAUGUUUCCAUUGUGUCAGGGUCGACAUUGAUCGUGGAAAGAUUGCCGAACCUACACGCUGUCCACGAGAGUUGUGUGACACACAGAACUCAAUGCAGCUGAUCCACAACCGCUGCACAUUUGCCGAUAAACAAAUUAUCCGUCUUCAAGAAACACCAGACUCUAUUCCUGAUGGUCAAACGCCCCAUUCAGUAUCACUUUGCGGGUAUGAUGAGUUGGUCGACGUAUGCCGGGCUGGUGACAGAAUAGAAGUUACCGGUAUCUUCCGAUCCAACCCAGUUCGAGUCAACCCGCGACAACGAAGCACAAAGGCGCUUUUCAAGACCUACGUUGAUGUCUUGCAUGUUCAGAAGAUAGACAAGAAGAAGCUCGGAAUUGAUGCGUCAACGGUGGAGCAGGAACUCUCAGAACAAGUUGCUGGAGAAGUUGACCAAGUGCGGAAGAUUUCACAGAAAGAAGAAGAUAAAAUCAAGGAAACCGCAGCUCGCCCAGACGUGUAUGAGCUGCUGGCUCGAUCACUGGCUCCCAGCAUUUAUGAGAUGGAGGAUGUCAAGAAAGGCAUUCUCCUGCAACUCUUUGGGGGAACAAACAAGACUUUCCAGAAGGGUGGAAAUCCCAGGUAUCGAGGAGAUAUCAACGUUUUGCUCUGUGGAGAUCCCUCAACAUCGAAGUCACAGCUGCUGAAGUAUGUGCAUAAAAUUGCACCUCGAGGAAUAUACACUAGCGGCAAAGGCUCCUCGGCAGUCGGUUUAACAGCAUACGUGACUCGAGAUCCAGAGUCUAAGCAACUGGUGUUAGAGUCUGGCGCACUGGUUCUUUCAGAUGGAGGCGUUUGUUGUAUCGAUGAAUUCGAUAAAAUGAACGACGCUACCAGAUCGGUUCUUCACGAAGUUAUGGAACAACAGACAGUAUCGAUCGCGAAGGCUGGCAUAAUCACCACCUUGAAUGCAAGAACCAGCAUUCUUGCCUCAGCCAAUCCAAUUGGAAGCAAAUACAACCCCAACCUUUCCGUACCCCAGAAUAUCGACUUACCCCCCACUCUCCUUUCCCGAUUCGACUUGGUGUACCUUGUCCUUGACCGCGUGGACGAGCAGAAUGAUCGCCGCCUGGCAAAGCAUAUGGUAGGGAUGUACCUGGAAGAUGCGCCUGAGACGGGCUCUUCUGAGGAGAUCUUGCCCAUUGAAUUCCUUACCAGCUACAUCACGUAUGCAAAGACGCGUAUUUCGCCCAAACUCACUCCAGCUGCAGGAGCGGCGCUUACGGAUGCAUAUGUUGCCAUGCGUAAGCUAGGAGAUGAUAUCCGAGCAGCAGAGCGCCGCAUCACCGCCACUACACGUCAACUGGAGUCAAUGAUUCGUCUUUCUGAAGCUCAUGCGCGUAUGAGGCUCUCUGAAGAAGUUACAGCGGGCGAUGUGGAGGAGGCGGUCAGACUGAUCCGAUCUGCCUUGAAGCAAGCUGCCACAGAUGCGCGCACAGGACUGAUCGAUAUGAGCUUACUGACAGAGGGCACAACUGCACGAGAACGCAGAUUACGAGAUGACAUGAAAAAGGCCAUCCUGUCAAUUGUAGACGAGCUUGGCGGACGCGCUAUAGGGGCUCGGUGGGCUGAUGUGCUGAGGAAGCUGAACGACAGCUCCGUUGCUGUUGAGGGAGCCGAAUUUACAGAGGUUGUCAAGUCGCUGGAGACCGAAGGCCUGGUCAAUGUUGUUGGCGAGGGUGCCAGGAGGAGCAUCCGCCGUGUGUUGGGGACUGUCUAG